UUAUCCUUUAAGAGUUAUUAACAGAUUGAUCCAACAGUCGUUCAUCCAUCCAUUGCUCUUCUGCAAAAAAAUGUUCAGACAGUUAGAGAGAGCCAAGGAGAUAAGGCAGGAGAAAGAGCUCUUACGGAUGUUGCCUGAAUCAAGGCAGAUCAAUGCAGCUAUGCCUUAUGUGCCAUACAGAUCGCUUUUACACCCUGUACUCAUGCUUCAGUCAGAGCUGCCUCUUCAGUAUAUACUCAAAAGAGAAGCUAGUCUGCAAAGCAGGAAUACCCAGGUUUUGGUCAUUCAGACUCCAAUGUUAGAGAAUUUAUGGUCCAAAGACACUGUCAUAUGCACAACUGACAAUGAUGAUAUUUCAGAUGUUGAUACUUCACUUCAUCUGUGAAAAAGUAUUACAAUGUUAGUCGACCUAGUAAUCCUGUGGUUUCCUUCCGUUUCUUCUUCAUGGGGCAGUAAGAAUAUGGGAACGAAAAGAAGGAGCUAAAGAAAAGAAAAGAGAAUAUGUAAUGUAGCUAAUGGCCAUUAUCUUAUGUAUCUUCAGAACUACAGAGCAAUCAGAAAGGCAAUUCUCUUAUCGCUUUUGAAAUGCAUUCUCAUCAUAGGUAUUGUUAUCCAAUUUGUCACUGUUCCCUUUCCUCUUCAUGAAUUUGGGAAUCAAUCGAGUUCCAUCUU
Molecule: messenger RNA, 672 nt
Organism: Rubroshorea leprosula
Lineage: Eukaryota; Viridiplantae; Streptophyta; Magnoliopsida; Malvales; Dipterocarpaceae
Source: the annotation of a GenBank genome assembly